Messenger RNA from Daucus carota subsp. sativus, 1344 nucleotides. Its product is annotated as cold-regulated protein 27. NCBI's taxonomy places the organism in Eukaryota, Viridiplantae, Streptophyta, Magnoliopsida, Apiales, Apiaceae. Gene Ontology annotation, biological process: regulation of circadian rhythm; response to cold. The coding region runs from base 272 to 973 and encodes 233 amino acids. The transcript has 5 exons. The record is from RefSeq and is a predicted model, not a curated record.
UUUUGUGAAACAAAGCAGACACCACAAAAUAUCUUCUCAGCUAGCUCUCAUCUAGACUCUCUGUUCCGCUGGCAAGCUCUCCGCUGACGUGGCACCCAGACACGUCUGAAAAGCGAGACACAACUCAACUCAAACUUUUUUUUCCAUAAUGUUUUUCUCAUACAUAAACUCAAACACCUCCUUGCAUUAUUUCCUUCUCCUUAACAAAUAAUCAAGCAUCAUCGUAUUAUUACACAGAUACAUAUACAUCUGUAUACACAUAUUUUCAGACAUGGAAGGUUCUUUUCCUCCGCCGAGUUCCGCCGCCGGCUCCGAUCUCCUCCGUCGCCGGAAUUCCGAUCCGGAUUCUCAAAAGAGUGAUUCAGUGGGCACAGAAUGGACAGAUGAGAAACAUAACGAGUAUCUACAAUCUAUGGAGGCAUCUUUUGUGGACCAAUUAUAUAAUUCCUUGGAUUUGCAUGGUUCACAGUCACACAAGGAGCACUUAUCAGAUCCUAAAUCCUCCAGGCAAAUGCAUGUCAGCACUCGUAUUCCUUCUGGACAGUUUAAGGUCCUUCGGGAUGGUUGUUGGACGAAGGUUAAUUUUAGAAGAGGUGAAGCACCAUCGAGGAUUGCCAAUGAUCCACGUGAUAUUUCAGUGAAUCCAUGGGUUCGACAUUACAGGUCGGGACAUAGACACCAAACUCACCAAACUGUAGCAAGUCCUAGUAUACAAGGAAAAACUAUAUUGGAUUCAAAAAAUCCGUUUCAUAUGUUGCAGCCUAAUUUGUGCCACCACGAUACUGCAGACAGCAAUACAGAGGUGACAGACCAGAAUUUUGUUGAUGAAGAUCUUGAUAAAGAGGUGGCAAGCCAAACUGAGAUCAAAGCUGCAGUGCUUGCUAGUACAAGCAGCGACCAAGUUGUGCCUUGCAGAGAGUUCCCAGCGACAGAAGAUGCAGGGAAUAUUAAUAGCUCUUCAGUGAAAGAUUAAAGUGUUCAGUAUCCUGCAUUGAUUAGCAACCAGUAACCAAGGAAGUCCAUAGACCUGACAAAUUGUAUCCAUCUAGUGCAAAGUAUUGAAAGAUCCUUGAGAAGUACCUCCGACUCCAGACCAGCGAUUCUAGGCCAUUUCGAGAGUGAGCUGUAGGUUGAAGCUAGACCUAUAUGUUUAAUGAAAUAUGUAAUAGGUGCUAAUAUGUCUCUUAUGUAUUCUGAGAGGAGUGUGGGAAGACAUGUUCGAUGGUGCUGCAGUGGGUAGCAAAUUAGCAAUAGACCCUUCAUGUUCACCAAGACUUGCACAAUGUGCAUCAAACAUGUUUGAGUUGCGAAACUGACCGCAAAUUACUACAAGAUCCUUGGACA